Molecule: messenger RNA, 1219 nt
Organism: Verruconis gallopava
Lineage: Eukaryota; Fungi; Ascomycota; Dothideomycetes; Venturiales; Sympoventuriaceae
Exons: 4
Coding region: 78-1004 (308 amino acids)
Biological process (GO): siroheme biosynthetic process
Molecular function (GO): protoporphyrin ferrochelatase activity; precorrin-2 dehydrogenase activity
Source: RefSeq, a predicted model, not a curated record
UUUUUCUCGGCCAUUUGUUCGGACGAUGAGGGAAAAGCCCUUCCACUGAUAUUUCACACAUCUGCUUCAAAUGCCCAAUGAUAAUGGAAAGCAUUUGUCUGCGAUGCUUGAGAGCCUGGUCCUCGUCAGGACGGCCGCAUGUCGUUGGAAUCGAUAAGAGAUCCUGCGCCAAGUGUGCUUAUGACUUGGAGAAUAAAGCGCGGCUCGCGCUCGACGGCCUUCUCGAUGCCAAUCCAUCAUCCAUUGUUAUGGCCAAAUUCCCAGAAGUCCAAGGCGGUGGCUCGCUGAUUCUCGCUUGGCAAGUACGGAACAAACAUGUUUUGGUUAUAGGCGGCGGCGAGGUCGCUGCCGGUCGCAUUCUCAACGUCCUCAAUGCAGACGCCCGUGUGACGGUUAUAUGCCCGUCAUCAGGCCUUAACCCGGAGGUUGCCUACCGUAUAUCCCAAAACCAGAUCACACACAUCGACCGCACCUUCGAGCCCUCAGAUCUCGAUGGCGACGUGUCGAUGGUGCUAUGCGCCGUCGACGACCCCGCAGCUUCAUCGGAAAUUUAUCAGCUAUGCAAGCAGCGCCGCAUACCUGCAAACAUUGCCGACGUGCCUCCCGAAUGCGAUUUCUACUUCGGAAGCGUGCACAGAGACGGCCCGUUGCAGAUCAUGAUCAGCACGAAUGGCAAUGGCCCCAAAUUGGCGAACAUAGUGCGUAGACGGAUUGCUAGCAUGCUCCCGAAAAACGCUGGCGACGCUGUAACGAAGGUUGGUCAGCUAAGGCGGAAGCUGAGGAAGCUUGCGCCUGAGCCUGAAGAAGGCCCGAAGAGGAUGCAGUGGAUGUCGAAGGUAUGCGAGAAGUGGAGUUUGGAUGACUUGUGCGCUAUGACGGACGAUGAUAUGGAAAAGCUGCUUGAGUAUUACAAGCCAGGAACGGUACCCAGACUGGAUCAAUUGAGGAUAGAUGAGGAGUCCGUGGUGUACACGUUUGAUGGCUCCUUCGGAUGGUCAGUCUAGCUUCGUGGCUGAUCAUGCUACUGGGCUACGAAUAUAGAUGAAGAAUGAGACGCUGCGCCGUGUUAGAUAUAAACUAUCGUAUACGCUACUGAUGCUCUUGAGAUCUAUGCAAGGUUUGCUUCAUCUAUGCUCGGAACGAUCAGGCAGCCGGCGUGUCCCUGAGGCUCAUGGUCGUAGUAUCUAAUCACGACCUUGGUUUGAUCUCCGAAGUCUGC